Messenger RNA from Sebastes umbrosus (honeycomb rockfish), 2247 nucleotides. RefSeq lists its product as uncharacterized. The transcript has 4 exons. Lineage: Eukaryota; Metazoa; Chordata; Actinopteri; Perciformes; Sebastidae. The record is from RefSeq and is a predicted model, not a curated record. Bases 187 to 1854 code for a protein of 555 amino acids.
UUGCUCUCUGCUGCUCUCUGCUGGCCGGCAGGAGCAUCGUUCAUCCCGUCGUCAUGUUUCUCUGAGCAUCAGGAGCUUUAUUUCUGCUCGCCCCCCCACUCUAACCCACUCAUGAUGAUCACACCUCCGGGUUCCGCGUGAACAUCUUCCAUUGGUGCCUGCUGUGCGCGGGGACCGUGCGCGGGGAUGGGCACGAUCCUGCAGGAGCGAGACGCGCAACAGCAGCCGGAGAGGGUCUCCAUCAGGGACCGGGACUCCAUCAGGGACCGGGACUCCAUCAGGGUCUGGAAGAAGAAGCCUCCGUGGAGCAACAACAACAGGCCUAAUGUGGACAGCAACAGAAUGGGAAGGAGGCAGUCACAAAGGAAACCUGCGCAGCCGCAGAACGAGACUCCAAGUCAGGAGAAUAAUAAUGAGAAGAAGCUGCAGCAAAGACGAAAGCAGAAACCCAACACCCCCUCGACCAAACACGUUACUCCUCAACACCGUGCUCAGGGAACCUCCGAGUCCAAGUCCCAUCCUCUGUCCCCUGCAGAGGACAGGAUGGAGCCUCAGGUGCAGUCGGCUGCUCAGCACUGCAGCCACAGGGAACACAAGCACACGGGUUUCAGAGGCAGCAGACACACACCAGCCUUUCACUGCCACCGUCUGUCUGACUCCAGUCCUGAUCUGCAGGAGACGCCGUCACCGAACCCAGAGGGAGGAAGUCUGAGCGGCCACGGAGAGGGCGACAGCGACACGGACUUGUCUGAGUCAGAGAGACUUCCUGUGUCGCCCUCCGCUCGGGUUCCUCCACAGCUCCAGCUGAGGCCGGAGGUCAUCGAGGCCGAAGAUGGCUCGUCUCUCAGCCACAGGCCCAGAGGACACGGCUGCGCUGGCUUUGACUUCCCAGACUUCCUACCUCCACCUUUCAACUCCUGGAGCCUCAGUCAGCUGGCAGUCUUCUACAACACGGAGGGUCGGGGGGCCCCUCGGCCCAGGCCCGUGGGCCCUUUGGAGAGGUACCUGGACAGGCUGCUGCAGCUGGAGUGGCGCCAGAUUCAGACUCUCCAGGAGGAGGGCGGGAAGUCGGCAGUGUCAGAUGUGAACUCCGGUUGCCACAGGUCACCUGCCGCUGCGUCGUCACGCCUCAGCUCUCCAAAGUGCAUCCUCCAGUGUCAACGUGCCUUCUCCCUCACCUUCCUCUCCUCUCUGGCCAGUCACUCUGCCCUGCUCUCCGGCUGUGCCUGCACUCUCUGCCGUAUCCGCUACUCCACCUGUACCACGUCGUGCUGCCGCUCCACCCGUCAGUCCAGACUGAGUCCCACGCUGGAGCACAGGGGGCCCUCGUCGCUCCCCAAGAGGAGCUACAGCGAGAGCCGGGUGCAUUCCUCAGACAGGAGUUCUGCAUCCCGAGCUCAGAGGUUCGGCAGCCCGCUGAGGACCAACAGCCACCUGAGGAGAAUGCAAGCCUCAGGUAACAUCCGCAACCCGGUUGAAGGUGCUAACGCCAAGCCUCAUCCCACUGCCAGAGACUCCAGCGUCGGGGCCAGGAGGGACCGUCUGGGAGCGUUGGGGGACGUGUUGGACUACAGGACGGGGGGGUUCAGGAGGAGGAGCGGCUCAGAGCAGAGACGAGGUGGAGUCGAAAGACAACAAGGUGCGUCGGUGAAAAGACGAAGUGGUUCUGAGUGUAGGAGAGGAGGAGCGGAGCGGAGGAGAGCAGCUGAGCUCAAGGAACGAGAAAUAAAACCAGAUGCUGUCACUGCAAUAAUGGACAAUUUACCCGCGUCCAAAAACUCUCCAAUAAACAGACCAAACAGACCAAACAGACCAAACAGACACAAACAGGUGGAAUUUGUUACAGCAAGUUGAGUACUGUAAUUCAUAUUUGAUUAUGAAUGUAUAUUUUCAGUCCUUAUUUGAACAGGCUGACUGAAAGUGUAGUAUUUGUUUUCACUCGUGGAUGUUAUGCUUCGGGUCUUUUGUUCUCAGUUGCAUCAUUAUGUUUAAUCCGAUGCUGUGAUAAGCUAAUGCAACAGUGGAUGUUUACAUACUAAUAAUCCUACAUAAAUCCUUUGAGCAGCAUGUGGAUAUUUAUCUAUUUAGUUGAUUUACAUCAACCCAGUAAGCCUUCGUCAGCACAAUUCAUUAUGUAUAUAUUUGUAUGAAGGAGUUUUCAACACAUGCACACGCACACACACACAUACACACACCAGUUUUACUAGUGAUCUGUUUUGGUUUGUCAACAAAAUAAAUGCAUAAUAA